Messenger RNA from Mus musculus (house mouse), 4507 nucleotides. It is a transcript of the gene Brsk2, whose product is annotated as BR serine/threonine kinase 2. Gene Ontology annotation, cellular component: perinuclear region of cytoplasm; centrosome; endoplasmic reticulum. The transcript is spliced from 20 exons. NCBI's taxonomy places the organism in Eukaryota, Metazoa, Chordata, Mammalia, Rodentia, Muridae. Bases 336 to 2495 code for a protein of 719 amino acids. Gene Ontology annotation, biological process: microtubule cytoskeleton organization involved in establishment of planar polarity. The record is from RefSeq and is marked validated. Gene Ontology annotation, molecular function: ATP binding; protein serine/threonine kinase activity; tau-protein kinase activity.
GGCUCGGUUCGGUUGCUCGGCGGGGCUCGGCUGCACGGCCGCGGACGGGCGUGCGCUGGGGGGGGGCGCGGGGCGCGGGCCUCGGAGGUGGCGGCGGAAGCCUGGUGCCCCCGCCCGCCGGGUCCUCUCAGAGAGGCAGAGCGGCAUUCCCGCGGCCCGGCCUCGUACGGGUGCGGCGUGGGGGGCGGCGGGGGCGCGGAGCAGCGCGGCCCGCCCGGGGGCGCCGCGGGCCGGGUCAGCGCGGACGGCGCUCGGCGGACUCGGGCGCACUGCUGGCCGGCCCCUCCCUGCCCGCGCGCCCGGGCGCCCACUCGCCGGCGCGGGGCCCGGGAGCGAUGACAUCGACGGGGAAGGACGGCGGCGGGGCGCAGCACGCGCAGUAUGUGGGGCCCUACCGGCUGGAGAAGACGCUGGGCAAGGGGCAGACAGGCUUGGUGAAGCUGGGAAUCCACUGUGUCACUUGCCAGAAGGUCGCCAUCAAAAUCGUGAACCGUGAGAAGCUCAGUGAGUCGGUGCUGAUGAAGGUGGAGCGAGAGAUUGCCAUCUUGAAGCUCAUCGAGCAUCCACAUGUACUGAAGCUGCAUGACGUCUAUGAAAACAAAAAAUAUUUAUACCUGGUGCUAGAACAUGUGUCUGGGGGAGAGCUGUUCGACUACCUGGUGAAGAAGGGCCGGCUGACCCCCAAGGAGGCCCGCAAGUUCUUCCGGCAGAUCAUCUCUGCACUGGACUUCUGUCACAGCCACUCCAUAUGCCAUAGAGACUUGAAGCCAGAGAACCUGCUGCUAGAUGAGAGGAACAACAUCCGUAUUGCAGACUUUGGCAUGGCAUCCCUGCAGGUGGGAGACAGCCUGCUGGAGACCAGCUGCGGAUCUCCACACUAUGCCUGUCCGGAAGUGAUUCGGGGCGAGAAGUAUGAUGGCCGCAAGGCAGAUGUGUGGAGCUGUGGUGUGAUCCUGUUCGCCUUGCUGGUGGGGGCUCUGCCUUUUGAUGAUGACAACCUGCGGCAGUUGCUGGAGAAGGUCAAGCGUGGUGUGUUCCACAUGCCACACUUUAUCCCACCAGACUGCCAGAGUCUCCUGCGUGGCAUGAUUGAGGUGGAUGCAGCUCGGCGCCUCACGCUAGAGCACAUUCAGAAACACAUAUGGUAUAUAGGUGGCAAGAAUGAGCCAGAGCCCGAACAGCCCAUCCCACGCAAGGUGCAGAUCCGCUCACUACCCAGCUUGGAAGACAUUGACCCUGAUGUGUUGGACAGCAUGCACUCACUGGGCUGCUUCCGAGACCGCAACAAGCUGCUGCAGGAUCUGCUAUCUGAGGAGGAGAAUCAGGAAAAGAUGAUUUAUUUCCUCCUCCUGGAUCGGAAAGAACGGUAUCCAAGCCAUGAGGAUGAGGACCUGCCCCCCAGGAAUGAGAUAGACCCUCCCCGGAAGCGUGUGGAUUCCCCGAUGCUGAACCGGCAUGGCAAGCGGCGACCUGAGCGCAAGUCCAUGGAAGUGCUCAGUGUGACAGAUGGUGGCUCCCCAGUGCCUGCACGGAGAGCCAUUGAGAUGGCCCAGCAUGGCCAGAGAUCUCGAUCCAUCAGUGGUGCGUCCUCAGGCCUUUCUACAAGUCCACUCAGCAGUCCUCGGGUGACCCCUCACCCCUCACCAAGGGGUAGUCCCCUUCCUACCCCCAAAGGGACGCCUGUCCACACGCCAAAGGAGAGCCCAGCUGGCACACCCAACCCCACACCACCAUCCAGCCCUAGUGUUGGAGGAGUGCCCUGGCGGACACGACUGAACUCCAUCAAGAACAGCUUCCUGGGCUCACCUCGAUUCCACCGCCGGAAACUCCAAGUUCCCACGCCAGAGGAGAUGUCCAACCUGACCCCAGAAUCCUCUCCAGAGCUGGCCAAGAAAUCGUGGUUCGGGAACUUCAUCAACCUGGAGAAGGAGGAGCAGAUCUUUGUGGUGAUCAAGGACAAGCCCCUGAGCUCCAUCAAGGCUGACAUCGUUCAUGCCUUCCUGUCGAUCCCCAGCCUCAGCCACAGCGUUAUUUCCCAGACAAGCUUCAGGGCUGAAUACAAGGCCACAGGGGGCCCAGCAGUGUUCCAGAAGCCGGUCAAGUUCCAGGUGGACAUCACCUACACUGAGGGCGGAGAGGCCCAGAAGGAGAAUGGCAUCUACUCAGUCACAUUCACUUUACUCUCAGGCCCCAGUCGCCGCUUCAAGAGGGUGGUGGAGACCAUCCAGGCCCAGCUGUUAAGCACCCAUGACCAGCCAUCAGCCCAGCACCUGUCAGACACCACUAACUGUAUGGAAGUGAUGACGGGGCGGCUUUCCAAAUGUGACGAGAAGAACGGGCAGGCGGCCCAGGCCCCCAGCACACCCGCCAAGCGGAGUGCCCACGGCCCCCUGGGUGACUCCGCGGCCGCUGGCCCUGGAGGGGACACCGAGUACCCGAUGGGCAAGGACAUGGCCAAGAUGGGGCCGCCCGCCGCCCGCCGUGAGCAGCCUUAGACACUAGUCCCUCCCCAGCACAGCACAGCACAGCACAACACAGCACUGACUGUGGCCUUCUGCCGCCCUGUGUGGACAAGGCCCCACCUGCCUGCCCAGACCUUGUCUCAAGCCUGGGAGGAAAGUAGAGUGGCCAGGGCGCGGCCCGCAGGCUGGGCUGCUGGGCUUGCUCUCUUUUCUCUCUUGCGGUCUCUGUCUCUGCCUGUCUCUGACAGCAUCGCUUGUUUCCGCUCUGAUACCAGGAAUUAUCCCGAAAAGUUAACAUGUCACCUCCACGAGGCCAUCCUCUGUGCUGCGUGUGGACACUGGCUGACCGAAGGCAGCUGCUGCGGACCACCCUCCUCCUGCUGCUGCUGCUGGGCAGAGAGGCUAGCCCACUAUCCACCACCUCUGCCUGUCCCCUGGCAGCUCCGCAUGGCCCAAGGGAGGAGGGCCUGCCGCCCAGGGGUUCCUCUUCUCGCCCAGCCACCCUGGAUCCCAGUGACCAGAUCCUCAGCAGGGACAACCUGUCCACCAUCUUCCAGGGUAGGGGACCAUGGUGGGUGAAGCAGUGGGAAUGGAUUGUCCUCCACGCCGCAUCUGGAGGCCUCCUGGGCCACUCACCUCGCCUUUUCCACAUGUUGGCCUCGCAGGGCCACCUCUUCUCAUCUGCAUCCAUUGCUCCACCUUGCCAGGCUGCAGAGCUCCAGCUGUGAUGGUUCUCAUGGGCUGAAGUGGAGAUAAAAGACCUGGGUGCUCCAGAGCUGCCAGGGAGCUGGGCUGAGACCAGUAUUAUUUAUUUGCUGUUUUAAUUUAUUGAGUUUCUUUAUGUCUCUGUUCUCUGUUCAGGGAAGGAGGAGUAGCAGCAGCAGCACCCUCCUGCCGUCUGUCUGUCUGUUUGUUCUGUCUGUCUGACUUGGGCAGGGUGGGUCCAGAGCCCAGGUUCCCUCUGAGGACAGAGCCGCUGUGGGGCUGGGGACAGUGGAGAGCCAGCCAGUGGAUGCAGCACUGGCAAGCUACUGUAAACUUUAAAAGAAUUCCUGCAAGAUAUUUUUAUAAACUUUCUUUUCUUGGUUGUUUUUGGAAAAGGGUGUGGGGUGGGGCCGCUGGGGCAGAGCUAGAGUUUGUGUUUCGGCUCCUUGCUCUUGGCUAUUUCUAUACACAUAUACAUAUAUAUAUAUAUAUAUAUUUAAAGAACGAUGUGGUUAGCUCUGUCCCGGGUUGUUUUAUUACUACUUAGCAGCAGCUCCAGUUCCACACGAGAGCUCAGGAUCCAGGGCGUCAGCCUGCACUGGUCAGCUGUGCCUGCUGCCCAGAAGCACUGCCCAGUACUUCUCUGCUGCAUCAGGCUGAGGCUGAUCUUGGUUUGGUGUCUGAUUGAGAAGGGGUAGAAGGCCCUGAGCUGGCACCCUACUCACACACAGGAUGGCAGCAGUACCUCGGUUUGUUUGGUUUUUUUUUUUUUAAAUUAAAAUUAAAAAGUUUAAAAAAAAAAUCAAAGCCAGAAAUGGAGUUAGCAGAGUGCUCUGCAGUGGGUUCCUCUUGGAGGUGGCGAGGGCAAGGGGCCCACACCACUGCCUGCUGCCCACCAAAGCCCACAUCACUUCCCUCAUCUUCAGCUUUUGUCUGUGUUCCGUUCUGUCUGGCUGAGCCAGUCCCUCCCAGCUGGCCCAAGGUGCCUGGCAUAGCAGCAGGAGGGGCUGGGGGCAGGUUUCAUGCAUGCCUUUGCUCUUCCCCUCAUGUACAGAUUUUAAUGCUUCUAUUACAUUCAACCACCACAGGCUGGGAUUUCUAUACAUAGAACAAAAUCAAACACCUGUAACAACAGCAAAGCCACGCAGUACAAGUGGGAAGGGGCAUAUCUACGGUGUCAGGAUACUGAAAGCAAUACCUCUCGUUAGCCUUCCUCUUUUGUACUUUGGACACAUGCGGAUUCGCAGACAUCACAAAAAUGGACAAGCCCCAUCUGGUGUAACCCCUGUCAAAUAACUGUGAGCAACUUCAGUUCUGGAACAAUAAAUUCCUUCCAUAAA